AUGACGAGUGAAAAGCCAGCGAUACGGAUCACCACUCACCAAUUGGAUCCCAAAAUGAGCGAAGAUGACGAACCGCUGAACUACUCCACUUCGCACAUGUCACAGAACGACGAUGCGAGACGAGGACUCUACAUGGAGGACCAUGUAUUAGGUCUCCGGUCAAUAUUUUAUGGACCCGUUCUGUUUCCCAGUGCACUCAUGAGCUCAGGCACUACGAUUGCGCCUCAUAUCGCCGCUGCUGUUGCACUGUCAAUGAACCACCGUAUGGCACAAACAAGCACUCCACCGUUCGACGCAACUACAAUAUCUGUUUCUUCCUUUCCAACGCUCUCUUGUGAGUCGCUUUCAACCGGUUCAUCUCCAACAAUGAGUUGCGCAGUCUGUGGGGACGCCAGCAGUGGGAAACAUUACGGGAUCUUAGCAUGCAAUGGUUGUUCGGGAUUUUUCAAACGAUCUGUAAGGCGACGACUCAUUUACAGGUGUCAUGCUGGAACAGGAAGUUGUGUCGUGGACAAAGCUCACAGAAAUCAAUGCCAAGCAUGCCGGCUGAAAAAAUGUCUCAGUAAAGGGAUGAACAAAGAUGGUUUGUUUAAAUCAAUGCCGCUAUGUUAA
Molecule: messenger RNA, 612 nt
Organism: Cooperia oncophora
Lineage: Eukaryota; Metazoa; Nematoda; Chromadorea; Rhabditida; Trichostrongylidae
Source: the annotation of a GenBank genome assembly